GGAAGAUAGAAUUUACUGCCUCAAAUGUUUCUCGUGCCGUAACACUAUUUGGCAGAGGAAGGAGAGGGGAAGGUUUUUGGCUGUAGAAUCGGUGAUGCCAUCAAACGGAGACUGGCUUGGCACAGGGGAGAAAGCGGGAGACGAAAAUAUCCUUCAUAUCUUGCUAUAACUUCACAAUAAAGCGGCUCUGAUCCGCUAAGCACAAGAAGUAUGAAAGCCCUGACAUCUGUGGAGGCUGCAUCUCAGUAAAUGCUGUAAAGCCACUUCAGAUGUCGGAUUGACCAAUCAGAGCCUUUUAAGGUCUUCGCAGAGACCUGCCGUGAUUGUCAUCCCUGAACAGAGACAUCUGCCUGCUCCGAAGUCAGUCCUCAACCAUCCGUGGACAAUCUGACUUGGUACCAUAGAUAUUUUCACCCUAGUCUUGCAGCUAGGCUGCUCCCCUAUAUCCUGAUGAAUGAAGACCCCAUUCGGGAAGAGCGCCCCGGGCCAGAGAUCCAGAGCUGAUGCAGGGCACGCAGGUGUUUCUGCAAAUAUGAAGAAAAAGAACUCCCACAAGAAACAAAAGAACAGCAUGGGCCCCAACCAGGCGGUGUCGUCGGCGCCGCGGCGGAACAUCGUGGGCUGUCGUAUCCAGCACAUCUGGAAGGAGGGGAGCACUACAUCUCAGUCGCAGUGGAAAGGCACGGUGCUAGACCAGGUGCCUGUCAACCCCUCGCUCUACCUCAUCAAGUACGACGGCUUUGACUGCGUCUACGGCCUGGAGCUGCAUAAAGAUGAGAGGGUACAGGGCCUCGAGGUGCUCCCUGACCGUCAAUCCUCUAAGCGCAUCAGCGACGUCAACCUGGCUGACACAAUGAUAGGGAAGGCAGUGGAGCACAUGUUUGAGACGGAGGACGGAACUAAAGACGAGUGGAGGGGCAUGGUUCUGGCCCGGGCCCCCAUUAUGAAUACCUGGUUCUUCAUCACCUACGAGAAGGACCCCGUCCUGUACAUGUACCAGCUCCUAGACGACUACAAGGAGGGAGACCUGAGGAUCAUGCCUGACUCAAAUGACACUCCGCCUGCGGAGCGGGAGCCGGGAGAGGUGGUGGACAGUCUGGUGGGGAAACAAGUGGAGUACGCUAAAGAGGAUGGCUCCAAACGAGCUGGCAUGGUCAUCCACCAGGUGGAGGCCAAACCCUCUGUAUACUUCAUCAAGUUUGACGACGACUUCCACAUCUACGUCUACGACCUGGUCAAGACCUCCUAAGGGCCACCUUUGACCCUUGACCCUUUUUCACACUACCAAGCCAAAUCAAGCAGUGCUGGUCUGUUUACGUGUCCAUCCACCAUAGCUGAAAAGGACUAUGUGGAAAAAAUAUAUCAGAGCGAGCCAGUACAGCCUGGUUCGGGUCAGUACGGUAGUGUGAAAAGGGUACUAGGUCACUGGGCCCAGAGGACAGGAGGCCUGUCUGGGGAGUUAACGAUGGAUGCGGAAGUUGUGAAGAACUCUACCAUGCAGGAAAGACGAUCAACCACCACCAUCACCACAUGAAACCUUAUCUUAUCCACCAAUUUUCCCAAAAUAUCUCUUGAGCGUUUCAUGUAACUACUUCUUUGAGAUGUGACAGACGGACAGCUGGAUUGGAUAUUUCACUGAAGCCUUUGGAUUUCUACUCGUGAAGCAUCUCUGAUGGUUCUAGUCAGAGGAGAAAAAGGGGGCACUGUGCAACUGAGUUAGUGGCCACAAUUUGUUUUUCAACUGUCUAUCCCCUGUAGUUGAGUGAUCCUAAGGAUACAUCCCAUCAAUCUCUUUGUAAGGGAAGGGACAGGGAAAAGAUAUCAAGCAUUAUAUUUGCACACUGCAUAUAAAGUUAGUUGGCAUCUCAUUAGAUUUUUUCAAUGAUUUGAUGACCAAACCAGUCAUAGUAAUGUAUCUCCUAUGUAUGUGUGUGUGAGUGAAUGAGCUCUGUGUAAAAAACAUUUUUACAUGCAGUUCUGGAGUCCGCCUAUCAUACAGAGGUCAGUAACUACAGUACUUGGGUUUGUUUCAGUUUCGGAGAAUCAUUCAAACCCUGACUAUGAUUAUAUUUGUUUCUUUGUAAUGUUAAAAGAUAUGCAACAACAUAUGCAGUGAGCAAAGAAAUGUAUGUAAGUUAUGAGAGGGAGAUGACCAUUGUUUUAAAGGGAUACUUCAGGAUUUUGGCAAUGAUGCCCUUUAUCUACUUCCCCAGAGUCAGAUGAAGUCGUGGAUACCAUUUGUAUGUCUGCAUGCAGUUUGAAGGAAGUUGCUAACUAGCGCUAGUGUAAUUGUUAACUAGCAUUAGCAUAAUGACUGGAUAUCAUUGCCAUAAUCCUGAAGUAUCCCUUUAAUUCAAACAUUUCCAUUGUUUACUUUAUACUGUAUUUAAUGUAUAUUCAUUAAAAAUGAUAGUUUAAUACUGAUGCAGAUUUAGUUCUAUCAAAGCACUAAUUUCAAAAAGUCUUCAUAGAAAACAGAGGAUUUAAGAGCACUUGUUUGUUUGUUUUUUUGUCUUUAAUGACAAUUAUAUGUUGAUCAUCUCAACAAACACUAUUCAAAAUGGUUAACCAGUGAGAGCAUUAAUCUGUUGUCCUGAGACAGUUUGUUGAAUAUGCCUUGCCAAAUCCCUCUACCCUUAUCAUUCAUUAUUCAAUCAUAAUAACAGCAAUAAUUAUUCAGAUAAUAAUUGUUUAUUGUCGUUCUUGUAUAGAGAUGUUUACAACAGUUUGUUUUGUUGGGAAAAUCAAACACGAUUUCUAUUUUCGUGACUUUUUUACUUGUCAUACAUUACGUAGAAUCAUCACAUUCUUCUUCACCUCUGUGUUAAACACACCUUCUGUUUAAUUGUCAUAGUAACAUUUUAGUAAACUGUUUUCUCAUGCCUUUUAAAAACGGAAGACGGUAUGGUAAAAGCACUGCAAAGUAAGCAAAUUAUUUAAAGUCAAAAUUCCACACCAGCUCCUCAAAAGUGUUCUAAAUUCAGCAGUACCACUACAACAAUACUAAAGUGAUUUUCAAAACAUUUUCACACAACUGUUAAUUCACAAUAAGUAUUCAAAACUUUAAAUGCAACACCCACUUUAUGGAGCGCAUGAAAUAUUGUACUAGAGGUUACUCGCCUUGAAAUAGAUUAUUAUUUGCUGUGUGUGUGUGUGUGUGUGUGUGUGUGUGUGUGUGUGUGUGAGAGAGAGAGAGUGCGUGUUUGUGCGUGUGUAACCAAACUACAUGUUCCACCAGAUGACCUUAGUAUGCUCCUUUUAGGAACGUUACAACGGUUGUCAGAGAAACAGUGGGCAACUAAGUGGUCUAGAACAUCUAAGAUACAGAUGUUGUUAAUUACCAUAGUAACAUAAACGUUCCAUGUGACCGUAACCCCGAACACUCCACUCCACCCUUACUGCUGUUUCUCCAUGCCCUCCAUGACACUGAAGCAGUGUAUGUCCAAAUGCACAGAUGCAGUCUCUGAAGAGAGGUAGUACUGUUCUUUACAGUAUUCUGUGUAGUAACAGAACAGAUCAGCUGUUGUGACUGAUUUGAGAUGAAGUCCCUCUGUUAGAGGAAUAACUAAUGCUUAGUCUAGGUUAUACACAAAGUAUGACUGAAUGGUAGCUUUAGAGAUGGAUAGCAAAACCUGAGAGAGUAUGUAUAUCGGUUAUAAUAAGGAUUAUAAUUUUAGGACCCUGUACAGUACAAAGCCCCUCUAUCAGAAAAGCUACACACAAGUAUCUUCUAUAACCUGCAAAACUUGUGUUUUAUGCAAGAUGUCGCCUUCAGAAAACAAUUGGAAGUGUUCGAUGGAUUGGCCUUUCACACUUACCUACUGUAGUAUUGUACUGUGUUUGAUGUCAGUUCAUUGUGGAAUUUUUUUUUUAAGACGAUGGAAAAACAGACCAUUCUUUUUGCAUGAGUAGCGAAAGCAGUAGAACUGUAAGUGAAAGUUAGUGUGAGAAAUGAGAUGCAUGUGUGUAUCUCUCAUUUGAUUGAAGUUUUUCUAUGAUAUGUUCAAUGUGUUGCUUAUUGUGAUGUUCCCUUUUUUGCAUUUCUAAAGAAAAACUAAGUAA
Molecule: messenger RNA, 4062 nt
Organism: Coregonus clupeaformis (lake whitefish)
Lineage: Eukaryota; Metazoa; Chordata; Actinopteri; Salmoniformes; Salmonidae
Product: spindlin-W-like
Exons: 8
Coding region: 455-1249 (264 amino acids)
Biological process (GO): gamete generation
Source: RefSeq, a predicted model, not a curated record